Symbiodinium sp. CCMP2456 is the source of this 573-nucleotide messenger RNA. Lineage: Eukaryota; Dinophyceae; Suessiales; Symbiodiniaceae. The record is from the annotation of a GenBank genome assembly.
AUGGACUUUGCAAAGCCUAGAUUGAAGGUGAGCGAUCCUCCUUCGCCCUCAUUAAGGAGCAAGACCCCUGUGUCCGCUCGCGUGUCAGGCGAUGAUCAGCUGGCGCAAGAGGUUUUCCAAAUCUGGCACCGCCAAAGGAACAGUCCAACACUAUUCCCUGGCGCUCUUGAUGCAAUCCGUUCGCUGAAGUCCAAGGGCGUUUCCAUUGGCACGCUGACGGAUGGCAAUGCCAAUCCCUUCACAAUCGAUGGUCUGAAGGACGUCAUCGAUUUUGCCGUGAACGCCGUCGAGGCGGGUGCUCCGAAGCCGGAUCGGCGAAUGUUUGCGCUCUGCGAGAGCAAAGCCGGCCUGGGCCCGGAAGAGAUGGUUAUGGUCGGCGACAAUCCAGCCAAGGACGUGGAGGGAGCCCUGGAUGCAGGUUGGCGGGCCAUUUGGGUCAGGCCGCCGGAACCGUCCAUUCUGCGCAGUGCCUUCGACGUGGACGCUGGCGGCUCUGGCCCGGCUCCGCGGCGAGCACAUGCGGACGUGGACCACGUCUCUGAGGUCGAGGCCUGCCUGACGUCUUGGGCAUAG